AUGUGUUUCCCGCAGCGGUUCAUGGGCUCUCAUGCUGCUGGUCUUUCCCCUGCUGCAGCUUCUGCUUCUUCUUCUGCUGCUGAUGCUGCUGCUGUGAGUGCGCCUGUGACUGCACAGGGGGGCCAAGAGCGGCAGAAGGAGAUGGGCUGGCGGGACGAUGCACCGAGCGGGCGGGUGGAGGGAGUGAGCGUGAGGCUGGGAGAGGCGGAGCUGCUGGGAGUGACUGGCAAGACGGGCAGUGGCAAGUCGUUGCUGCUGCUGGGUAUUCUGGGGGAAGUGCCUCUCUCAUCCGGCGCCAUGCACCGCUCCGUGCCCUCCCUCGCCUAUGCAUCGCAACAGCCACUCCUCAUCGAAGGGACGGUGCGAGACAACAUCCUAUUCGGCACACCGCUAGACGAGGCACUGUACGCCAAGGUGUUGGACGCCUGUGCUCUGCACUCGGACUUGGCUCUGUGGCCAUGUGGUGAUGCCUCAUUGGUGGAGGAGGGCGGCGGCAAUCUCAGUGGCGGGCAGAGGACGCGCGUUUCGCUUGCCCGGGCGGCGUAUGCUGCACUUCACUGCAAGAUGACUGCUGAGUCGGCGUAUGCCACCCUGCACCGCUGCUCUGCCACACCACAGUUGCACGCUGAUAAUAAUGCCGUUGCCAGCCACGUGUUUCAGCAGUGCGUGUGUGGGCUGCUGGCAGGGUUGCCCAGGAUUGUCGUCACUCACCACGUGCAGUACCUUGGCAGCUGCGACAGAGUGUUGCUGCUGGAUGACGAUACAGCAGCGGCGUGUGGUGCGUGGAGUGACCUCUGCGCCCUGCCCUCUGCUCAACAACACUGGGGAAAUCACCCUCCGGGCCCGGAUUUUUCGGACGUUUCUGAUGAUUCCGGCACUUGCAGUGACAGUGCUUCGGGAGAAGCAGCAGCAGCAGCAGCAUCAGCAGCAGCGGAGCUGAGAGGCGGGGAGGAGGGAGUGCUGGAGGCGAGUGGCUCCACAGAGGGCGAUGAGCAAGGCCUGCUGGACGUGGAGGGAUGGCAGCAUGGUGCCAUCCCUAUGUCGGUGUUUUGGGGCUACGCCAGACAGAUGGGCGUGCUGCCCCUGCUGCUCAUCGCAGCUCUCUUCCUCGCCGCACACGUCUCAAACUGCCUCGCAAGCUGGUUCCUGGGCGUGUGGACGGACACGCCCCACACCAUACACCACCCGCUUCUCACCCUCACGGCCAUCGCCCUCUCCUGUGUGGCCCUCUCUCUCCUCGCCUCGCUGCUCUUCCACCGCGCUGCUCUGCGCGCCUCCUCCUGCCUUCACUCACGCAUGCUGGCCUCCGUGCUCGCCUCGCCGCUCGCCUUCUUCCACCGCAACCCCACCGGGCGCGUGCUGAACCGGUUCAGUGAGGACCUCGGGGUGACGGACGACGUGCUGCCAGAAAUGCUGCUGGGAUUCGUCAAUGUGAGUGGGAGUAUGGUAGGGAUGGGGUGA
Closterium sp. NIES-65 is the source of this 1461-nucleotide messenger RNA. The record is from the annotation of a GenBank genome assembly. Lineage: Eukaryota; Viridiplantae; Streptophyta; Zygnematophyceae; Desmidiales; Closteriaceae.